UGCUGUGCCCGCCGCCCUGAAGCCCUCGGGGGGCUCAGCAUCCUGAUCCCGGCUGAGCGGUCCCCAGGCCGCAUCCGCUCGCGAAGGGCCGAGCUCUCCCCUCUCCCGGCGACCCGGACUGACGGUCCGUGAGGAGCCGGCAUGGAACCCCACCCGGUGGCCGCGGGAGACUCGGAGACCACUCGCCUGGUGAAGCCCGGGGCUCACAGCUGCGCCGGCAGCCUCCGUCUCAAGAGUCUCUUCACAGAGCCUUCAAAGUCCCCCCCGGAAGAACAAGAACCUCUGGAGCAACCUAGGUUCCAUCACUGCCACAUAGACUCUGUUCCUCGGUCUGGCCUUAGCCCUGAGCAGCUGCAGGCCCAGAAGCAACUGUCUGCUGCCUGUGCUGUCUGUUUCCUCUUCAUGGCAGGGGAGAUUGUGGGUGGAUAUUUAGCCCACAGCCUCGCCAUCAUGACCGAUGCCGUCCACCUGCUGGCAGAUGUGGGCAGCAUGGCAGGCAGUCUCUUUUCUCUCUGGCUCUCUACCCGCCCAGCAACCCGAACCAUGACCUUUGGCUGGCACCGCUCAGAAACCUUGGGGGCUUUAGCGUCUGUGCUGUCCCUCUGGAUUGUCACUGCUGUCUUGCUCUAUCUGGCCUUUGUGCGUCUCCUGAACAGUGACUACCACAUCGAGGGAGAUGCCAUGUUGAUCACCGCAGGCAUUGCCGUCUGUGCCAAUCUGUUAAUGGCUUUUGUGCUGCACCAGGCCUCUCCCGGACAUAGCCAUGGGUCCAAGGGAACCGAGUAUGCUCCACUCGAGGAAGGGCAAAGGGGCUCUCUGAAUCUCUACAAUACCAGCGUACGGGCAGCCUUUGUUCAUGUUCUGGGGGACUUACUUCAAAGUUUUGGGGUUCUGGCUGCAUCCAUCCUCAUUUACUUCAAGCCCCAGUAUAAAGCAGCUGACCCUAUCAGCACCUUCCUGUUUUCCAUCUGUGCUCUGGGUUCCACUGCUCCCACCCUCCGGGAUGUUCUUCGGAUCCUCAUGGAAGGUACUCCCUAUGGCAUCUACUACGAACCAGUUCGGGACCUGCUCCUGUCAGUACCAGGAGUCCGGGCAAUUCAUGAACUGCACCUGUGGGCCCUGACUCUCACCUACCAUGCUAUUUCUGUCCACCUGGCCAUUGAUGCCACUGCGGACCCCGAGGCUGUCCGGGCUGAAGCCGCCUCUCUGCUCCAAACCCGCUUUGGAUUCUGUUCCAUAACACUCCAGGUGGAGCGGUACCAACCUGAUAUGGCUCAGUGCCCAAACUGCCAGGAACCCCCCCAGGCCUGAGCAUUUCAGGCUCCUCCACCUGUCUUUCCUCCUCUGCCCAGGGACCUCCUUGACUCCCUUCACCACCAUCUCCUCACCAGGCUGCCAGGCCCAGAUUCAGAACUGGUCUCUUCAUUGGCUAGGUCCCUUUGGGGGGAGAGGGAGGCUUGGGCUAUGUGCCCAAGUCUGAAAACCUGAUUUCUCUGCCCGGGCAGAAUGACCAAGGACGGGUCAAUAACCCUCCCUUCCCCAACAACCUCAACUCUGAGCCCCACUCCUACCUCCAAGCCUUGCAGCCCCAGUGGGCAUGACCAAAACAGGGGGGUACGCUACUGGGUAUGACCAAAUUCAGAGGGAAAGCUCUCGGAUCAAAGUGCAGCCAAAAUGAGGAGGGGAGAAGGCUGCUGGGAGUCACACGAUCUUCCCUCCCCGUUCCUCCAAGGACUCCACAUAACCUCAUAUCUGUGUACCUCCUUCAUGUGUUGUGGCUGGCUCUGCUGUCGUGUGGUUGUGUUCUCGGUGUCUGUCUGCCUGCUGUGCCCCUGUCUGCGUGUAGCCCUCUUCAGUGCUGCUCUCUGGGCAUCCAUGGGUCCCUCAGUCUGCACUCUGUCACAGCCUGUGGCUUGUCCGUGUAUUGGUGCUGUGUUGUGUCCGUCUGUGCGGCCUCUGUGAGCCGACACCAGCUCUUUCUGUGUCCGUGUCCUGUCUGUUCCUCUAUUGGUGCUGUGCUCUCACUCUGCCCAGGGCAGGGGGAGACACCACAGCAGCUUUGGGCCAAUAAAGGAAUGCCAAACCGUG
Molecule: messenger RNA, 2088 nt
Organism: Sarcophilus harrisii (Tasmanian devil)
Lineage: Eukaryota; Metazoa; Chordata; Mammalia; Dasyuromorphia; Dasyuridae
Gene: SLC30A3
Product: solute carrier family 30 member 3
Exons: 8
Coding region: 142-1311 (389 amino acids)
Biological process (GO): zinc ion transmembrane transport; response to zinc ion
Cellular component (GO): plasma membrane
Molecular function (GO): zinc ion transmembrane transporter activity
Source: RefSeq, a predicted model, not a curated record